This is a messenger RNA of Exophiala spinifera, 1536 nucleotides long. RefSeq lists its product as uncharacterized. NCBI's taxonomy places the organism in Eukaryota, Fungi, Ascomycota, Eurotiomycetes, Chaetothyriales, Herpotrichiellaceae. The transcript has a single exon. The coding region runs from base 1 to 1536 and encodes 511 amino acids. The record is from RefSeq and is a predicted model, not a curated record.
AUGCCUUCUAAGCGCGGACGCCCCUUAUCCCAGACUACAGAUGACCCUACUCUCAAUCGACGGCGUGUUCUUGCUGCCGCGCGCGUUCAACGGUUUCGCCACCGACAAAGAGAUGAACGCACUUCGAUUACACGACCUACUUCGGCGCAGCUUCAACAGGGCGAGCAGAUCAUCUCCCUCGCGAUGACCGACGAAGAAGAAGCGGCUGUGACACUGUCACAGAUGGGCCUGAGAGUCUCUGGACUUACGAUAGCUCGAGAUGCGCAAGAUGCGCAACUUCAGCAGGGAGCCACUGAGGUGGACGAGCAUCGCACACUGUAUAAGCCUCACACACUUAUCACAGCCAGCAACAACAAACCUUCUUUUAGUUAUUCCUCCACCAUCGCGUCUACCGACCAAUCCUCUCCUCGCCCAUCACAACUACUAUCGAGUCAAUCGCAGCUUUCUCGCUUCUUUCCACAGUAUCCUCCUCGCAAUCCUUUUAUCGCAUCAACCGUCAAUACCACCCCUCCUCUAAUUCGAUUAUCUCCUGUCCGACCAUCUUUCAGCCCGCUGUCAUCUUCUCGGCGAUCUCCCUUUCGUCCUUCCUUUAGCCCUCUUUCAUCGUCUAUCCGUGAGAGUAUUGGCGCACAGCAUCGCGGAAGUGAAGAUUUAAUUUUCGCUGAUAAUGAUAAUAAUGAUGAUAACGAUGAUAACGAUGAUGAUGACUUCCGAGACGAUGAGAGUAUAUUCCGGCCCCAGUAUAUCCCCAGAGAAAGAGGUGGGAGCUUUGAUAAUGGUAGCAAUGGUCCUGGCACCGCGAGGAGAGUUCAUAAUGAGGAGGAUGAUUUUGCAGGCCAGCAUACUAACAGUGGCGAGGAAGAUUCGGUUUAUGAUUUUGCAUCUGAGCGUUCUGCACCACAUAGCGAUAACGAAGACGAUGAACAACCUCCUUCUGAUCUUCAGCAUACAGUCAACAAGCUUAUUGCUUUUUUUCAGGGCGACGUUGGCGGCUGCACUUGUCGGCAGCACAUGGCAUAUGUAGCUGACGACGACCACUACGGCCUAAAUGAUAUCUUCAAUGACCGCAACAGCAUUUCUGUUCUCGCAUCCUCUGACUUGCUGUCUCCUGAUCAACUCAGUUGUAAUGUCCUCCCCAGACCUGUGCAAUUACAGUCUGCGUUUUGUGGCAUUUCUCCCCAGCAUCUCCAACCCCAGCAUGUUUGUUUCCACCGCGAAGAAACCCGAAAACAACCACUCCGGCACGCGUUCGACAUCGACAGCUAUCUUGGGUUCCUGCAUUCACUCGCACCACGAAAAGGCCUCUGGCAUCAACCGGUUCCCCAAGCGCGACAGAAUAUGACCAAUGACGUCUACCUCGAGACGCCCCUGUUCGUCGCGAGUGGCGACGGCGAGCAUGCUCCUCGAGCCACGCUGGCCAUGCUCCGAGACGUGCCUCAUUUCCUGCUCGGCCGGGCUGCAAAUGCGCACGACAUUACCAUCCACAUCCUGUCGCCGCAUCUUCCACAACCUCAAGACAAGUUUAUCUCAUUGUGA